AUGCCGCGUCCAACAUCACGUUCGUCGCCCAACUCGGACUACUACAGCCCCGACCCCAUGACCCCCACUUUUUCGCCUCCGGGCGAAUACACCGAAUUUCAGACGCUUCGUCCUGGCACCCCAGGUACAUUAGGAAGCAUGGGUCGCCACUCGGUCGUCAGCAGCAACCUCGACAAGUACGACCGCGAAGGCGCCCUCACCCCCCAAGCACAGGCUCUUUUGCCGCUCGACGACACUGGCCGCACUCAACGCUCCAGCACCUACUACUUUGAAAAGGGCGCUCCCUCUGCUGCCGCCGCAGACACCUUCCGUCAAUAUGCCGGUAGACGCGGUCAAGGCUACAACCCUGCCUCCAACACCGCCACUCUUGAACACGGUCUCCCCACCAAGAAACGCCCUGGCUUUAUCCGACGCAGACCCAUCCUCUUUGCCCUUCUCGUCUUGCUCGCCCUGAUAGCCGCAGGUGUCGGCGCAGGUGUCGGCAUCUCGCAAUCCAACAAGUCCAACAGCAAGAAUCUUUCGGCCGAAUCCUCCAAGAGCGGCAACAACAACAACAACUCUGGCUCCACCACUGGCUCCUCUUCCGACAACAAGGGCAACACCAACACCAAUGCCACCACCACCUCGGCCGCACCCGCUCCCCCCAAAAUCACUCCGUUCGCCAAAUACAGCUGGACCGAUGUCAACACCAAAGCCUAUGGCGUCAGUCUCGGCUCUUGGCUCGUUCUCGAGCGGUGGCAGAUCGAAGACUGGAUGGUCCAACAGGGCGGUGACAGUGCUUGGGACGAGUGGCGCUUGAUGCAAAACCUCGGCAGUCGCGCCGCCUCGGUCCUCGCCGACCACCAGAAUAGCUGGGUCACUGAGGCUGACAUGGACCUUUUGCAAAACAGCGGCGUCAACAUUGUUCGCAUCCCUAUUCCCUUUUGGGCGUUUAUCCCUACCGUCUCUGGCGAGCCGUACUACAACGACAUGGCCGCCUACCAGGCGCAGCUCGACAAGAUGCUCCAGUGGUGCUACCAGCGCGGCAUGUACGUCAUGCUCGACCUCCACGCCAUGCCCGGUUCUCAGAAUGGCGACCAGUCGUCCGGUCACAACACCACCAACAUUCAGUGGUUCACCCAAGCCAACCAGGAGCGUUCCGACGCGUUUGUCAACAAUGUCCUCUCUUGGGCCACCAGCAGCAACCUCAGCUCGAUCAUCAACGCGAUUGGUGUUGUCAACGAGCCUCGCGUCGUCAACAACGACUGGUCGCUCAACCAGUCGCGCUUCCAGAUCACGCGCGACUUUUACGAGCGCAGCUACCAGACUUGCCUCAAGUACAACAUCCCCAUGACGUUCCACAAUGGCUUUGCGCCCGGCAGCGUCACGGACAAGAUGGAUCUCUGGCGACCAUUUAUCUCGGGUAAAGACCCCAACAUGCUCAUCUACGAGGACCACCCUUAUCCAGGCUGGUUCUCGGAUCCGGAACCUGGUCCGAACGAGAUCCAGACGUCGGUCUGCGCGUACGGUGCCGCCGGCAGCUCGCUCGGGAUCCCGAUUGUGAUGGGUGAAUUUUCGGCGAUCCAGAACACCAACUCGGCCAGCUACGCGCGAACGUACGUACAGAUGCAGCUCGCCACAUACGGCUGGUCGGCCGGCUCGAUCUUCUGGAACUUCAAGGCCAACAGCUCGAGCAACGCGGUGCUUGCGCUGUCUAGCAACCUGAUGCAGCUCUACUCUUACGUCGACAUGAUCAACGCCGGCACAAUGCCCAACCCAGGAAAAGGUGCCAACGUGCGCAACUUUUAUGCCAACCUGCCCAACCCCUGUGGUGGCUUCCAGACGUAUGGCUGGGCCAACCCUGCGCAAUAA
Mycosarcoma maydis (corn smut) is the source of this 1851-nucleotide messenger RNA. RefSeq lists its product as uncharacterized. The record is from RefSeq and is a predicted model, not a curated record. Gene Ontology annotation, cellular component: cell surface; extracellular region. The coding region runs from base 1 to 1851 and encodes 616 amino acids. Gene Ontology annotation, biological process: glucan catabolic process. Gene Ontology annotation, molecular function: beta-glucosidase activity. The transcript has a single exon. Lineage: Eukaryota; Fungi; Basidiomycota; Ustilaginomycetes; Ustilaginales.